This is a messenger RNA of Strigops habroptila (Kakapo), 3833 nucleotides long. RefSeq names its product tandem C2 domains, nuclear (gene TC2N). The transcript has 12 exons. Gene Ontology annotation, cellular component: nucleus. The coding region runs from base 209 to 1675 and encodes 488 amino acids. The record is from RefSeq and is a predicted model, not a curated record. Lineage: Eukaryota; Metazoa; Chordata; Aves; Psittaciformes; Psittacidae.
GGCCUGGGCGGGAGAGGCUGUGAGCGGCCGGGCAGGAGCCGCGGGGCCGGGCAGGGCCGGGCAGUGCCGCGGCGCAGGAGCAGCGGGCAGGAGGCGGCCGGCGGCAGCCGGGAGCGGGCGGAGGGGAGGCUGGACGCCCGCCCAGCAGGUUUGAUAGCUACACUGGAUCUUUGAUUGUGAUCUCCUCUAAAUUGCAACACUGAAAACAAUGGCAACGGAAUGUAUAAAAGACUGCUGUAAAUGGUGUUUCUGCAUGGAAAAAGAAAAAAAUUAUCCCGUUUCCAUGGUGAAGGAAUCUGAAGCAGCAGCCGCAAGCAAGCCAGCUAUUGUAGAGAAGCCUCCAUUGUCUUCUGUGUCAGUGAAGCGUCAAGUUGGCUGUUCAGAGGAUUAUCUGCUUUCUAAACUGCCCCUGGAUGGUCAGGACGUACCAUUUGUGGUUCCUCCGUUCAAAUUGGCCUAUGUACAACCAAAGAACCUUCCUAGUAUCUCACAAGGAGGGAUUCAAGAAUCUGCCAGAGCCUCAUUUGGUGACCGGAAAGCAGAACUGCACGGCGUGUACCAGUGGCCCCACUAUGACGUGUAUAACCCGUUCUAUUUGGAGCAGCGGGUUUCGCCAGAUCUGAUUAGGCGCUUCCAAGCAAAAUCAGAUAAUAGGAAAUUAUAUGGAUCAGUUAGUGAUUUGAGAUCCAGUGCUUUACCUGGAUCAUUUGAUGUAAGUCGUUCAAUGUUCGAUCUCAGAAGCCCACCUCAUCGCUUCAUGAAGAGAUACGAUUCAUUAUCCAGUGUACCUAGCAGUACCUCUUCCAGGAAGGAUUCACAAGGCAGUAACAGGAGUCUGGAUACUAUUACAUUAUCAGGUGAUGAACGAGACUUUGGAAGACUGAAUGUGAAGUUGUGUUAUAUUUCUUCUGUAGAACAGAUCUGGAUCACAGUUUUACAUUGCAAAGACCUAAGCUGGCCUUCUAGCUGUGGGCAACAUCCUCAUAUCUAUGUCAAGGGAAUUCUCACACUGCCCAAACCAGUGCAUUUCAAAUCUUCUGCCAAGGAAGGGUGUACUGACAUGGAAUUUAUGGAAACUUUUGUAUUUGCUAUUAAACUGCAAAGCCUGCAGGCUGUCCGAUUGGUAUUUAAAAUCCAGACACAGACUCCCAGGAAAAAAACAAUUGGAGAAUGCUCCUUGGCACUGCGGGAGCUCAGCUCGGAGGAGUCAAGUCAUUGGCUGGAUAUAUCUCCUCCUUCCAAGGCACCUGUGUGCUGCGCAGAACUUCAAAUAGGAACUUGUUUUCAAGCAGUAAACAGGAGGAUACAGUUACAGAUUCUUGGAGCACAAAACCUUCCAGUUUCAUCUACACCACUGUCUUCAAAUUUCUUUGUGAAAGUUGGAAUGUUUACUACAGAAGGGAUGAUCUAUAAGAAGAAGACUCGUCUUCUGAAGUCCAGUAAUGGCCAAGUGAAGUGGGGAGAAAUGAUGAUUUUUCCAGUUAGCCAAGCUGAACAUGGAAUUGGUUUUCUCAUCAAGCUCUACAGCAGAAGCUCAGUGAGAAGAAAACACUUCCUAGGACAGAUCUGGAUAAGUUCUGAUAGCAGUAACAGUGAAGCAGUAAAGCAGUGGAGAGAUACUAUUGCUAACCCUGAAAAUGUUGUUGUUAAGUGGUACAACAUUGGUCCGUCUUGAAGACUGCAGAUGAAACUCAGGACUGAUUUUCCUACAGAGAUACUCCUACACUGUUUAAAAUAGUAUAAAUAAAAAUAAAAAUAUUGUCCACACAAGUUCUUUGGAAGUUCUCCACUACAUCAAACCUCCGUGGUAACUGGGAAAAUUCAGUUUCACCAAGAGGAAUGUUGGCUAAAUAUUAUUAAGAGGAAAACUUAGGAAAUGGAAAAGGGCUCAUUUGAUUUUAACAAAUCAACACUGAAAAAUAUAUUUUUGUCCCUUUCAAGCUCCAUAGGAGCACAGGAAUCCAGUCUUGGAGAAAAGCAGCUUGAAUCAGCAUCUUCUUCACUAGUCACUGGCACUAUCCUCAUCUGAGAAUUGGUCCAGUCAGUGGCUUGAUCCUAGGUACCUCUGAGCCUCUCGGACUGCACCUGUGCUGACACCAUUUGGUCAGAGAAAUGUGUGCCUGAGCAAGUGGGAAAGCUGUAGCAGUAGAAGGCAUAAAGGGAACUUUGCAAUAAGGCAGUAUCCAAAGGCUUUUCUAGUCUCCAUCUUUGAUGAAGGGUUGUUCAGUACCCUGACAUGCCUGUAGCUUGUGUUUUCCCCCAUCCUUCUCUAAACAGAGCGAUUGAAAGAUAGGAGUUUCUCUGAUUGUGAUCUUUGCAAGUAGGGCCCUCCAGACUUGCUCUGUUUGGGUGAAUUCUGGUUGGAAUCAAUGGAAUAAUAUAAAGAGGCAACAACCCUGCCUAGAAUCAGGGCUAGUAUUUUUAGAUAAAUUUCUUGUAUAGAAUUCUUACACGUAAACCACUUCCUAUCUAAUCAACAAUGUUCUAGCAUUUGCUUACAUUGCUAAAACCCAGACUAACAUGUACGAAGGAGUAGGCAAAUAUUUACUGGCAUAAGUGCUUUUUGAUAUUAAAAUGCAGCACAGUAUGGAACUCAGCUUUUUUUAAAAGAUGGGCUACUACUGCAGAAAUAUUUGUUACAUGAUGAUGAAAAAUUACGUGUGGGAGUAUUUUUGCUACUUGUUUGUAGCACGAAAAAAUUACCAUAUUUGCAUUGCAAAUUAUAUUUCUCGUACAAAAUCCUAAGAUUAUUUUUUCUGUCAGUCCCCAUAUUUUCAGGGGUUUAUUCACAGUUAUUUUUAAGGUGGGAAAAUGCCAUGUAUAUGAACGUCUAAAAGCACAGACCUCUGCUCUACUUGAACUAUGGGAUUUGAAAAAUAUGUAUAUUCUAUUAAAUCCACUGCUUACAGAUUUACUGUUGGCUGUCUGGACUGUACAAAUGCAUAUGUUUGUAUAGACACUGAAUAAUUUUCUCUUUUUAUAACUUGGAUCCCUUUCAAGCAUUUGACAUGGACUAGAGUGGCAGUGAGAGCACUUGCUGCUGCAAGGCAAAGAAACACUGGGGAGCAAAGAAAAUGCUGUAACAGGAAAGCACAUUGUAUUUAAGUGUAGAGCUCACAGCAUCUUUAACUUUUUUGACUUUGAGUAAGGGUCAAGAAAAAAUAGAAUCUCUUUGAUAUUUCUCUUUUAUGAGCUGAUAAUUAAAGCUUUUAAAACUUCAACCAUACAGAUUUUUGGUUUUGAAAUUCAGUGUUUUGAAAAUGGGCAAACAAAAGGAUUUUCCCAGGCUCUUACAUAUUCUGCUUUUGACCAGUUUUUAUAAAUUAACUGGAAAAGUUUUGCAUGUUACUUGGAGAACAAACAUGAGUUCUAGCUCUUACUGACACUCUUUGCAGAGCUCCCAGUAGGCCCAGAGGAUCUUGACUGACAGCAUUAACUUCCAGCCAGUUAAAACACUUGGGAUGAGCCUGGCCUGAUGGGUAAAAUGAAAAAAAGAACUGGACCAAGCUGAUGUUCUUAGAGUAUCUUUACUUGAAUAUGACAAUCUUUUUAUUCAUUGUGGCUGAACUGCAGUAAACAGAAGUGCAGACUGUUUCCUUAUGUAGAAUGCUGCUCUAUUUGAAAGAGAAGACGGAAUAUCCCAGCACUUUGGAGGCUUCGAUUACUACAGAGUGGUUCUAGAGAGACUGCCAACUCAGUGGAUACUGUGUAAAAUGGGCUUUUUGGGGCUGUUUAAGUACACCUAGCCCUUUAAAGGCCUAACUAGUAACAUCUCUGUUUUCCUAUGUUAAUAUUUAAUCUAUGUGUUCAUAAUAAAAGUUAUGAACAGAAAA